CAGCUUUCAUGCACUCUCCGUCAAACUAGAAGAAGACAAAACUAUGCCAGUCAAAGGUGUUUUUGUGAGUGAAAGCUCUGAAACUACUUUAAGUCGCCUAUUCCGAACGACUCGCUGCUUCCUGGCUGAAUUUCUCGGUACCGCUCUUAUUUGCUACGUGAGCGUCAUCUACCAACAUGGCCCGGUUCCUGCGGCCUUUGUUGUCGGUCUCACCCUGGCAUGGAUAGCCUGGGUUUUCGGCCCCGUCAGUGGAGCGCAUGUUAAUCCGGUUGUGUCGCUGAUGAUGCUAUUGGUGAGGAAGGUGUGGUUCCUGGACGCACUGAUCUACAUUGUUGCCCAACUUCUUGGAUCAAUGGCCGGCUCGUGGAUUGGCACGUUAGCUGUACCAGCUGUGGAUGCAGGAAAUACGCUGGGCAUGACCACCAUAAGUGCAAAUAUUACUGUUGGACAAGCAAUCGGACUGGAGAUUGUGGCAACCGCUCUACUCCUAUUAGUCAUUCUUUCAGCAGUUGACGAACUUCGCCCUAAACCCUGGAAUGUGGGGAACGUUACCAUAUUUCCAUUUAUCUUUGGGGCAACCUUGGCACUUUUGGCAUCUCUGCUGGGAGAUCUUACCGGGGCGAGUAUGAACCCAGCAAGAAGCUUCGGUCCUGCCGUCGUGAAUAAUAAUUUCACCGAUUUAUGGGUAUACAUUGUGGGACCAUUUAUCGGUGCAUUGCUGGCGACGGUGUUGUAUGAAUUCCUAUUGACGGAAGGAGCAUGCUGCAACCGUGUGAAAGCCUGGUUUACCGAGGCGGAUUACGAUCGAGCCAGAGAUUAUCGUGUACCUGAUGGAAAUUCCCUCAAUUUACCUUCUCGAAACACCGCAGUCAUUCAAACCAAACGGAGGGAACAUUUCCUAAUUACAGUUCAAAAAUUCGACGUUUUCAUCUUUAUACUUUCCGAUCAUUUACCCAGACGACUGUUGGUUUCAAAAAAGUCUGAAAACAGUCUAUUGUUUUAUUUACUCACUGAACUGGCAAACACUUCAGUUGUUUCUUACACAUGAUUCUUUUCAUUAGACAGUAGUUUUAUUCAUGUAAACUGCAAAUUCAGGUUUCAGA
Opisthorchis viverrini is the source of this 1103-nucleotide messenger RNA. RefSeq lists its product as hypothetical. The coding region runs from base 44 to 1048 and encodes 334 amino acids. NCBI's taxonomy places the organism in Eukaryota, Metazoa, Platyhelminthes, Trematoda, Opisthorchiida, Opisthorchiidae. The record is from RefSeq and is a predicted model, not a curated record. Gene Ontology annotation, molecular function: water channel activity. Gene Ontology annotation, biological process: transmembrane transport. Gene Ontology annotation, cellular component: plasma membrane. The transcript has 4 exons.